AAUAAAUACUACGAAGCUGUGGCUUGGUUGUUCGUUUCCCUCGCUCGCUUUGUUUCGGUAUCAUCAGUUGAUGGACUGAUAAAAUUUUUGCUCUGUUUUUAUCCAUGGCGUGCUGGGCAAUCAUCGUCACUGAGUUGUAAAAUUUAAGGCUCCAUCUCCAUCAACCGAGGAUAUAUAUUCUACAGUCGGCGCCUCUCUCUUUGCGUGUGUUGGAGUAGCGACAAUUGCAGCUGCUUCUACAAGGUUCUUCAAGAAGGCUUAAGAAGCUCUACGGUUUCUGGCUUCAGAUCUGUUUUCUGAUCGUUUAGUUCUUUGAGUGCCUGUGAUGGUGUGGAGCUUUGAAGUUCGACAGGUUUCGAUUUCAAUGAAUUUUCCGUCACUUGGCUGAGAUUACAAUCAACUUCCUCCACUUCUCUUUUACUCGGCAACUUCUGGCGAGGACUUGCUGCGGUUUGACAUGUGGGAUCGAAAACGUGAAGCUUUCUCGACGUACAAACGAUUAUCGUUUAAAGAGAACUCCGAUCCAAUUGACAUGGAGGAUAAUUCUUCAGCUCGUUCGCAGAGUGGUAGGGAUUUCGCAGACUCAACCCCUUCGUGGAGAUUUUCUUUACCGCACGUGCUAGUGGCAACCCUAACUUCAUUUCUAUUUGGCUACCACCUUGGAGUAGUUAAUGAACCACUGGAAAGCAUUUCAGCGGAUCUUGGUUUCAAUGGGAAUACAUUGGCAGAAGGUUUGGUUGUGAGUACGUGCCUGGGUGGUGCCUUAGUUGGUUCUCUACUGAGUGGUUGGGUAGCUGAUGGGGUAGGGCGUCGUAGGGCUUUUCAACUGAGUGCCUUGCCAAUGAUUGUUGGUGCUGUAAUGAGUGCAAUGACCAAAACUCUGGCUGGGAUGCUAUUGGGACGACUAUUUGUUGGGACUGGAAUGGGUCUAGGCCCUCCUGUUGCUUCUCUCUACGUCACGGAGGUCUCUCCUGCAUUUGUGAGGGGAACAUAUGGAAGCUUCAUUCAGAUUGCUACAUGUCUUGGACUGAUGGCAGCCCUCUUAAUAGGAAUCCCUGUCAAGGAGAUAGUAGGCUGGUGGCGUGUUUGUUUCUGGGUGUCUAUAAUUCCGGCUGCAUUGCUAGCUCUAGGGAUGCUAUUUUGUGCCGAGAGUCCACAUUGGCUAUAUAAGCAAGGACGGACGGAGGAAGCGGAAACUGAAUUUGAGAAGCUUCUUGGUGAGUCACAUGUAAAAUCCGCUUUGGCAGAAUUGUUCAAGUUUGCUAGGGGAGAUGAACCAGAUUCUGUAAAACUUUCUGAAUUGCUCUUUGGUCGCCAUUUUCAAGUGGUUUUUAUUGGAUCAACACUAUUUGCUUUACAACAGCUAUCUGGUAUAAAUGCUAUAUUUUAUUUCUCCUCAACUGUGUUUAAAAGUGCGGGAGUACCAUCAAACCUUGCAAAUGUCUUCGUGGGAAUUUCAAACUUAGCAGGAUCUAUAAUUGCAAUGCUUUUGAUGGAUCGAUUAGGAAGAAAGCUGCUUCUUCUAUGGAGCUUUUCUGGGAUGGCAGUAUCAAUGGCCCUCCAAGUUAUCGCAGCAAGUUCUCAUUCCUUAGACUCCGGAGCUCUAUAUUUGUCUGUAGGUGGCACGUUAAUGUUUGUCUUUAUGUUUGCUCUCGGAGCUGGUCCGGUUCCAGGUCUUCUUUUACCAGAAAUUUUACCCAGUCGGAUAAGAGCAAAAGCUAUGGCAAUCUGCAUGUCGGUACAUUGGGUGAUAAAUUUUUUUGUCGGAUUGCUCUUCCUACAAUUGUUGGAGAAGAUGGGACCACGGCUUCUGUACUCUGUUUUUGCUACGUUCUGCUUGAUUGCAGUUGCAUUUGUGAAGAGAAAUGUAGUGGAAACCAAAGGAAAGUCACUUCAAGAAAUUGAAAUAGCACUCCUCCCUCAACAAUAAUAUGCAUCAACACCAAGUUCCCCAAAUUUCAUGAAGAUUGCUGCAGGAUAUGCUGGAUUGCUUACAGUCCUAAGCAUCUAUUUAACCGAUGCCAUCGCUUAUCGCAUAGUUUUGCAUCUACAACAAAUGAGAUCCCGUUUCUUUAGCCAAAAAUUGUAUGUGUGUAAUGUAGUUUAGAGCAGUAUUGACCUGUCACAAAUGAGUGUGUAGUAGAGACCUCAAAACUAUGGUGUAAUAUAGAGAGAUACUAGACUUGAUUUUGCCGCACUUUUUUCAUCAACUUCUUGAUAUGAUAAGUAUUUUAGGUUUUAUCUA
Molecule: messenger RNA, 2245 nt
Organism: Momordica charantia (bitter melon)
Lineage: Eukaryota; Viridiplantae; Streptophyta; Magnoliopsida; Cucurbitales; Cucurbitaceae
Product: putative plastidic glucose transporter 2
Biological process (GO): monosaccharide transmembrane transport
Cellular component (GO): membrane
Molecular function (GO): hexose transmembrane transporter activity
Source: RefSeq, a predicted model, not a curated record